AUGCCUCUCCUGGAAGGUCAUGUGGGAGUAGAGGACCUUGUCCUCCUGGAACCCCUGGAUGAGGAGUCUCUGAUCAAGAACCUCCAGCUCCGUUAUGAAAACAAGGAGAUUUAUACCUACAUCGGGAAUGUGGUGGUCUCAGUGAAUCCAUACCAGCAGCUUCCCAUCUAUGGCCCAGAACUCAUUGCCAAAUACCGGGACUACACCUUCUAUGAGCUGAAACCCCACAUCUACGCUCUGGCAAACGUGGCCUACCAAUCACUGAGGGAUCGGGACCGAGACCAGUGCAUUCUCAUCACAGGCGAGAGUGGAGCUGGGAAGACCGAGGCCAGUAAGCUGGUGAUGUCCUACGUGGCUGCCGUCUGUGGGAAAGGGGAGCAGGUGAACUCUGUGAAGGAACAGCUGCUUCAGUCAAACCCGGUGCUGGAGGCAUUUGGCAAUGCCAAGACCAUCCGUAAUGAUAACUCUUCUCGAUUUGGAAAAUACAUGGACAUCGAGUUUGAUUUCAAAGGGUCCCCGCUUGGUGGUGUCAUCACAAACUAUCUGCUUGAGAAAUCCCGAGUGGUGAAGCAACUCAGAGGGGAGAGGAACUUCCACAUCUUCUAUCAGCUGCUGGCUGGAGCAGAUGCCCAGCUGCUGGAGUCUCUAAAGCUCGAGCGGGAUACAAGUGACUAUACCUAUCUGAACGGGGAAAUGUCCAGAGUGGAUGGCAUGGAUGACGCCUCCAAUUUCAGGGAAGUACAGAGUGCGAUGUCAGUGAUUGGGUUCACAGAGGAGGAAAUAAAACAAGUGCUGGAGGUCACUGCUCUGGUCCUGAAGCUGGGGACUAUAAAGCUGACGGAUGAGUUCCAGGCCAACGGGAUACCAGCAAGUGGCAUCUGUGAUGGGAAAGGUAUUCGGGAGAUCGGGGAGAUGAUGGGUUUGAGCCCGGUGGAACUAGAGAGAGCUUUGUGCUCAAGGACCAUGGAGACAAACAAAGAAAAAGUGGUUACGGUGCUGAAUGUCACGCAGGCUCAGUAUGCUCGGGAUGCCCUGGCUAAGAACGUUUACAGCCGCCUCUUCGACUGGAUAGUGAAUCGCAUCAAUGAGAGCAUCAAGGUGGGCACUGGGGAGAAGAGGAAGGUCAUGGGGGUCCUGGAUAUCUAUGGAUUUGAGAUAUUGGAGGAUAACAGCUUCGAGCAGUUCGUGAUCAACUAUUGCAAUGAGAAGCUACAGCAGGUGUUCAUAGAGCUGACCUUGAAGGAGGAACAAGAGGAAUACAAGAGAGAAGGCAUCCCAUGGACAAAGGUGGACUACUUUGACAAUAGCAUCAUCUGCAACCUCAUUGAGCAUAGUCAGCGAGGCAUCCUGGCUAUGCUGGAUGAGGAAUGCCUGAGACCUGGGGUGGUCAGCGACUCCACUUUCCUAGCCAAGCUGAACCAGCUCUUCUCUAAGCACAGUCACUACGAGAGCAAAGUCACCCAGAAUGCCCAGCGCCAGUACGACCGCACCAUGGGCCUCAGCUGCUUCCGCAUCUGCCACUACGCGGGCAAGGUGACGUACAACGUGACCAGCUUCAUCGACAAGAAUAAUGACCUACUCUUCCGAGACUUGUCCCAGACGAUGUGGAAAGCCCAGCAUACCCUUCUUCGGUCCCUGUUCCCAGAGGGGAAUCCCAAAGAAGCCUCUCUCAAACGUCCCCCGACUGCUGGGACCCAGUUUAAGAAUUCGGUGGCCGUCCUCAUGAAGAACCUGUAUUCUAAGAACCCCAACUACAUCAGGUGCAUAAAACCCAACGACCAGCAGCAGCGAGGCAAGUUUUCCUCGGAGCUAGUGGGGGUCCAGGCCCGAUACCUGGGCCUGCUGGAGAAUGUCCGGGUGCGCAGGGCAGGCUAUGCCUUCCGCCAGAGCUAUAAGCCUUUCCUCGAAAGGUACCGAUUGCUGAGCAGGAGCACCUGGCCUCGCUGGAGUGGGGGAGAUCGGGAAGGUGUGGAGAAAGUCCUGGAGUCUCUGACUGUGUCCUCAGAGGAGCUGGCCUAUGGGAAGACAAAGAUCUUCAUCAGAAGCCCCAAGACCCUUUUCUACCUGGAGGAGCAGAGGCGCCUGAGGCUUCAGCAGCUAGCCACCCUCAUUCAGAAGGUCUACCGGGGCUGGCGCUGCCGGACUCACUACCAACAGAUGCGCAAGAGUCAGAUCCUCAUCUCUGCUUGGUUUCGGGGCAACAAGCAAAAGAGACAUUAUGGGAAGAUGAAGGCCUCAGCGCUGCUGAUCCAGGCUUUUGUGAGAGGGUGGAAGGCCCGCAAGAAUUACCGAAAAUACUUCCGGUCAGGUGCUGCCCUCACCUUGGCAAAUUUUAUCUAUAAGAGCAUAGCACAGAAGUUCCUCUUGAAUCUGCAGAAGAAUUUGCCACCUGCCAAAGUGUUGGACAACACGUGGCCAGCUGCCCCUUACAGGUGCUUCAACACAGCCAAUCAGGAGCUGCGGCAACUGUUCGUCCAGUGGAAGUGCAAGAAGUUCCGAGAUCAGCUGUCCCCAAAGCAGGUGCAGACGCUGAGGGAAAAGCUCUGCGCCAGCGAACUGUUCAAGGGCAGGAAGGCUUCUUACCCCCAGAGUGUCCCUAUUCCAUUCCGUGGUGACUACAUUGGACUGCAGGGGAACCCCAAGCUGCAGAAACUGAGGGGCAGGGAGGAAGGGCCUAUCCUGGUGGCAGACACCGUAAAGAAGGUCAACCGUGGCAACGGCAAGACAUCUACUCGGAUUCUUCUCCUGACCAAGGGCCACGUGAUUCUCACAGACACCAAGAAGUCCCAGGCCCAAAUUGUCAUUGGUCUGGAGAAUGUGGCUGGGGUAUCCGUCACCAGCUUGCAGGAUGGACUCUGUAGCUUGCAUCUGAGUGAGACGUCAUCGGCAAGCACCAAGGGGGACAUACUACUAGUCAGUGACCAUGUGGUUGAACUGCUGACCAAAAUGUACCAAGCUGUGCUGGAUGCCACGCAGAGGCAGCUUUCUGUCACUGUGACUGAGAAGUUUUCAGUGAGGUUCAAGGACAGCAGCGUGGCUGUCAAGGUCACCCAAGGCCCUGCGGGGAGUGGGAACAGCAAGCUGGUUUGCAAGAAGAAGGGAAGUCACUCCAUGGAGGUGACUGUGCAGUGAAGAGGUUGGGGGGCCUCUUGGAGACGCAACUCCUUCCUUUGGAUCAAAACUUCACGUCUGACGUGAGGUGGGGCUUAGAGAUGAAGA
This is a messenger RNA of Acomys russatus (golden spiny mouse), 3219 nucleotides long. RefSeq names its product myosin IA (gene Myo1a). Lineage: Eukaryota; Metazoa; Chordata; Mammalia; Rodentia; Muridae. Gene Ontology annotation, cellular component: microvillus; actin cytoskeleton; plasma membrane. The transcript is spliced from 27 exons. The record is from RefSeq and is a predicted model, not a curated record. Gene Ontology annotation, molecular function: microfilament motor activity; actin filament binding; ATP binding. The coding region runs from base 1 to 3132 and encodes 1043 amino acids. Gene Ontology annotation, biological process: vesicle transport along actin filament; actin filament organization; sensory perception of sound.